AUGCGUCCUUUAUACUAUGCAAACUUUGAAUUCUCUUAUCGUUGGAGUUACUUAAACGAAUAUAAUACUGCAGUUAUACGUCUUUGGAAAGAGAGCCCAUCUUCUGAAAUGGUGAUUCGUGGCGCUAUAAACAAUAAUAUGAGCUUUCAUCCCUUUAACAUUAGUAAAUACUUGUCUACACAUGAAAAUUUUAUUAUUCAAGAAACCAAUAAAUUGAUUUAUAUGCUUCCAUCUGGAUUAUUUGAUCCUUUAUGGUUAAAACAGGAUUCUAAACAAUUGUCAUCUGUAUUAUCUCCAAAUCUUCAUAAACUUACUGAUGUAUUCGAUCCUAAUAUAAUCUUUGACGAAAUUUCUGGUCUUGAUCCUUCAAAAUUUGAUGGAUCACCUUUGGAUAUUCGAAAGAUGGAAAACUUCUUUCGCGGUAUUUUUACUUACCAUUGGCAUAAUCAAUGGGAUGUUAAGAUUAAUCAAACAUCUUGGAUUGGCGUUAUACAAACUGCUUAUGAUAAUUUUUUGAGUG
Messenger RNA from Dentiscutata erythropus, 520 nucleotides. NCBI's taxonomy places the organism in Eukaryota, Fungi, Glomeromycota, Glomeromycetes, Diversisporales, Gigasporaceae. The record is from the annotation of a GenBank genome assembly.